AUGGACCAACUUGCCACACACAACAAGAUGCUUGAGAAUCAAAUUGCUCAACAGGCAAGUUCUUCAAGCAAGGCUAUUGAAGCACUCUCUCAAAUUCCAUCCUAUCCCAAGUUCCUCAAAGACAUUUUAUCAAAGAAGAGAAGGCUGGAGGACUAUGAAACUGUUGCUUUUACAGAGGAAUGCAGUGCCAUAUUACAGAACAAGCUGCCACCAAAGCUCAAGAAUCCAGGAAGCUUCUCCAUACCUUGCCUUAUCGGUAACAUGAAUAUUAACAAAGCCCUCUGUGAUCUAAGUACAAGUGUGAGUCUGAUGCCUUUGUCAUUAUGUAAGAAGCUUGAUGUGGGGGAACUUAAGCCUACAACAAUUUCGUUACAACUGGCUGAUCGAUCUGUGAAAUACCCUGUGGGCAUUCUAGAAAACAUCCCUAUCAAGGUGGGAAAAUUCUUUAUCCCAAUUGAUUUUGUUGUGUUGGAAAUGGAGGAGGAAGUCCAUAUCCCUAUAAUCUUGGGAAGACCUUUUCUAGUAACUGCUAGAGCUAUCAUAAACGUUAAGAGCAGGCUGCUAACUCUCAAGGUAGGAGAGGAAGAAGUAGAGUUCAACUUAUUCAAUGCAAUGAAGCACAAGCUUAAACCUGAUGAAUGCUUCAAGGUUGAUGUGAUUGAUAAGCAAGUUGAAGAGGAAUUCAUUAAAGCACACCCUGAAGACCCUCUAGGAGCAUCCAUCAUGCACAGCCUCACAGCAGAGAAGGAGAACACGAAGAUUAUAGCUUGUGUGCAAUCCUUGACAGUUAGUCCAUCCCCACUAUUAGCUCAAGUUUUUGCUAUAGAAGAGUUAAAGGAAGAACAACCCAAGGGCAAGCUCCAGGAAAACACCAAAGAGGACCUUCUGGAAAAGCAAGGAGCUGGAAGCAAGAAAGGAGAGAAAUCAUCAAGUCAAAACCACAUAAGAGAAAAUUGA
Hevea brasiliensis (rubber tree) is the source of this 957-nucleotide messenger RNA. RefSeq lists its product as uncharacterized. Lineage: Eukaryota; Viridiplantae; Streptophyta; Magnoliopsida; Malpighiales; Euphorbiaceae. The record is from RefSeq and is a predicted model, not a curated record. The coding region runs from base 1 to 957 and encodes 318 amino acids. The transcript has 3 exons.